This is a messenger RNA of Priapulus caudatus, 1491 nucleotides long. Its product is annotated as neuron navigator 2-like. The transcript is spliced from 9 exons. The record is from RefSeq and is a predicted model, not a curated record. Gene Ontology annotation, molecular function: ATP hydrolysis activity; ATP binding. Gene Ontology annotation, biological process: nervous system development; neurogenesis. Lineage: Eukaryota; Metazoa; Priapulida; Priapulimorpha; Priapulimorphida; Priapulidae.
AGCAUCUGUUAUCUGUCUAGUGUCUUUGACCCAGAGGACAGCGAGAGUGUGAGAGAUCUGAAGAAGCAGCUGAGAGACAAGGAGAUGAAGCUGACGGACAUCAGACUCGAUGCGCUGACGUCGGCCCACCAGCUGGACCAGCUGAGGGAGCAGGUCGGCAAGAUGAGGGAUGAGAUGAUGAACUUGAAGCAUGAGAACAACAAGCUGCAGAAGGCAAUGUCUAGCGGCGGUGGUUCCAUCGCAGGCUCACAGAUGUCGCUCAACAACCGACACAGCUUCGACUCCGUCGACCACCGACUCAGCCUCUCUGACAUAUCCGCAACGGGCAGCGGAGAAUUGUCUAUAGGAGAUGGUGCCGAGAAGGAGGGAAGGCGGAUAUCGGUGUCAGUGUCCAUAGGUGGGCACACGGACUCAAGCAAGUGGGCGCAUGUAAGUGCGGACAAACAAGCAGACAUUCUGAUUGGAUCCAUCUUCGUUAGCGGCAAGACCAAGUGGGAACUGCUCGACAAUAUAGUGAGGCGGAUAUUCAAGAAAAAUUGAUUUGACCACAUCAUACCUGAUCCCGUCUCUAACCUGGGUCUGAGCGCGGACGCGGUGCACAGCUACAGCAUCGGCGACGUCGUGCGAUGCCAGGACGCCGACGCCGCCCCCGACCUGCUGCCCUGCGGCUACCUGGUCGGAGACAACAUGCAGAUCAAGCUGAGCAUCAGGGGUGCGCAGCAGCACUGUGUGGAUGCUCUUGCCUACGAGACGCUCAUCCCGAAGUCGAUCGUGCAGCGCUACACGUCUCUGCUGCUUGAGCAUCGCCGCAUCAUCCUGUGUGGCCCCAGCGGCACAGGCAAGAGCUACCUGGGCCAGCGGCUGGCUGAGUACCUCGUGCUACGGUCGGGUAAGGAGUCAUCGCCUGGAGCCAUCGCGACAUUCAACGUCGACCACAAGUCGAACAAAGAGCUGCGCGGAUACCUCGCGAACAUAGCCGAGCAGUGUGAGGGCGCCGCCGCUGCCGACCUACCGACGGUGAUCAUUCUCGACAACCUGCACCACGUCAGCUCGCUGGGCGAGCUGUACGGAAGGCGUGUGAUCUGGGAAGACCCUACAGAGUGGGUGCUGGAGACCUACCCGUGGACCAACCUCAGACAGGAGCCCGACUGGCCGAGCCUGCUGAGGCUCAGACCGGAGGAUGUAGGACACGAGGGCCAGAUACAGGCGGUGGGAGCCAGCAAGCCAGCGACCAACAACUCCAUGGCCGCAGACGUGGUGGAUAGUGAUCCUCUGCUUAACAUGCUGAUGAGACUGCAGGAGGCAGCCAACUACUCGAGUCCACAGAGUCAGGACAGCGACAACGUCAGCUUGGACAGCCACAGCAGCGGCAUGCAUAGGAGAGAGACCAUCAUGACCGCGUCUCGAAUGCGACGCGUAAAGAACGAUACUUCACCGGUGAUGAUUUCGUACCUUGAUUGCUCCAACAACCCAUGUGGCAGGCGAUUUUGA